AUGUCGUCGUCGGAGGGUGCGCCGGAGUCGUGGAUCUCCUCGUUCUGCUCCCUUAUGGGCCACGAGUUCUUCGCUGAGGUGUCGGAAGAUUUCAUUGAGGAUGACUUUAACCUAACGGGCCUGCAGUCGCAGGUGCCCAUGUAUAAGGAAGCGCUGGAGAUGAUUCUCGAUGUGGAACCUGAAGAUGAUGAGGAGGAGGAAGAGGAAGAGGAGGAGGAAGAGGAUGACGAGGUUUUGGGCGAGGACCGACCGAUCGGUUAUCGGAGAGCUGGUGACCGCCGACACGCCCGCGUCGCUAGCGAUUUAAGUGUCAUCGAGAGCUCCGCUGAGCUUCUGUACGGUCUAAUCCACCAGCGGUAUAUUACCUCGCGACCGGGCAUUCAACAGAUGCUGGAAAAGUAUGAAAUGCAGCAUUUCGGUGUUUGCCCGCGCGUCAACUGUAGCGGAUGCAAGGUCCUGCCCGUGGGCCGAUCCGACACCCCAGGUCAAGAAACGGUCAAGCUCUUCUGUCCUGGCUGCAUGGACAUCUACACCCCACCCAAUAGUCGCUUCCACUCUGUCGACGGGGCCUUCUUCGGUACCACAUUCGGAUGUCUGUUCUUUAUGACAUUCCCCGAUCUGGGUAUCGGGCCACGCCUAGAUGCCUCCUUCUCCGCCAUGCCUCGCAACCCUUCACAGCCUGGAAGCCGAUCUCAACCAGAGGAGGCACCCACCCCCGAAAACCAGCCGCUCGAGAUCAAUGGCGUCCGCACAGACAGCUUCUGCCCCGGACUUGGGCGUGGCAAGGUUUAUGAGCCCAGGAUCUACGGGUUCAAGGUCUCCGAGGCCUCCCGUGUAGGUCCCCGCAUGAAGUGGCUUCGAAUGAAGCCCAGAAAUAUCUACGAGCUCGAUGAGGCUCUGCAACACGAGGAAAAUGCCGCCUACCCGGAUCAAAAGCCCGGUCAGUCUCGACAGAAGGAUGGAGAUGUGGAAAUGAAGGCCGGACAGUCUCAAGAGGCAUCAAUUGCAAACCGGAAAAAGGCACCCAUGCGACGACGACGAGUGGGUGACUCGGCUCCUGGUCAGGGGGUUCAGGGAGCAGAUAUCGGCUGA
Penicillium odoratum is the source of this 1092-nucleotide messenger RNA. RefSeq names its product casein kinase II subunit beta. Gene Ontology annotation, cellular component: cytoplasm; protein kinase CK2 complex. The record is from RefSeq and is a predicted model, not a curated record. The transcript has a single exon. Gene Ontology annotation, molecular function: protein kinase regulator activity. Bases 1 to 1092 code for a protein of 363 amino acids. Lineage: Eukaryota; Fungi; Ascomycota; Eurotiomycetes; Eurotiales; Aspergillaceae.